AUGGCAAACACCCGAAACGAAAACGAAGCCCUUGAUGAUGAUAAACAUGAAGAGGGCAUGAUCACACAAGCUGAAUUCAGGAUUUUCCAGCAGUUAGCCUACGAGGAUGAACUAAGUGAUGAUGAGGAUUAUGUUGAACACAUGUUUCGACACAAUCGACAAGGACUGUGCAAUAUGGGAGAGCGAGAACCACAAACAUUUCGUAUGAAAAUGGAUUUGCCCAGUUUUAAUGGUCAACUGCAAAUUGAGGGGUUUCUUGAUUGGCUGGCAGUAGUGGAGAGGUUCUUUGAUUACAUGGAAAUCCCUGAAGAUAAAAAGGUAAAAUUAGUUGCUUAUCGACUAAUGGGAGGAGCCUCUGCCUGGUACUUACCACCUGAUUAUGAACAAAUACUGUUUCAACAGUACCAGGACUGUAGACAAGGAAAUAGAACGGUGCAAGCCUAUAUCGAAGAAUUCCAUAGAUUAUCCUCACGUAAUAACCUGUUAGAAAAGGAUGCACAACAAGUCAGUAGGUUUGUUAGUGGGCUGCGAUUGACCAUACAAGAUCGUGUUUCCAUGCGGACCAUUUAUUCCUUAAAUGAAGCCAUUAGUUUGGCUACAAAAGCGAAAGCACAACUAGACAGGUCAAGGGCAAACAUUGUGAUGAGAAAUUCUUUUGAUCCCACCCGUGCUGCAGCAGACAAAGGGAAAUCACCCAUAAAUCAACCCCCACCAUCUAGUACCAUUAAAGGGUCAGGUAGCAGCGGAGCCCCAGCAAAGACUACAGGGAUAGUGCCUCCAGAGGCACCAAGGAAUCCUUAUGCUCGACCAAAUUCAGACAAGUGCUACAGAUGCGGGCAACUAGGGCAUCGGUCAAAUCAGUGUCCGAGGUGUAGCACAAUAAAUCUAAUUGAACCAGGGGAAGAAACGUACAUGGCAGGAGAGGAAGAAGGGGAUGAAAUAACUUACACCUAUGAUGAGAAUGAAAUUAUCAGAGGGGAUGAUGGAGAACUACUAUCAUGUUCUCUUGUAGUACGCAGGCUUUUGCUGGCACCAAAACAAACAGAUCAGUCGCAACGCCACAACAUAUUUCGCACUAGAUGUACUGUCAACCGAAAGAGAGCAGAAGCACAAGUCACUGAAAUCUGCUGCAUUAAGUUCUCCAUCGGGAAGAAUUAUCUAGAUGAAAUUACUUGUGAUGUUGUUGAGAUGGAUGCCUGCCAUAUGAUUUUAGGCAGGCCAUGGCAGUUUGACAUGGAUGCCACCUAUAAAGGACGUGAUAAUGUGUAUGUCUUCAUAACAGGAGGACAGAAGGUGGUAUUGGGUUCCAUACGAGAGGAGUUCUCUGCAGUAAAACCAAAGAUUAAAGGGAAGCCAGUGUUGUUGGUAAAUGAAAACCAAUUUAUGGAGGAAGCCAAGGAGUCAAGGGAGAUUUUUGCAGUAGUAAUUGGAGGAGGAAUUGGGGUCGAGCCUCCCAACAUCCCACAGGUACUGCAACCCUUGCUAGCAGAAUUUCAGGAAAUCAUAUCGUCAGAACUCCCGGAUGGGUUACCUCUCAUGUGCGAUAUUCAACACCAGAUCGAUUUAACUCCAGGGGCUAGUCUACCAAAUCGACCACACUAUCGGAUGAGUCCAAAAGAAAAUCAGAUCCUGCAUGAACAAGUGGAAGAUUUGAUCAGAAAGGGGCUGGUUCAGGAAAGUAUGAGCCCUUGUGCAGUACCAGCCUUACUAGUACCAAAGAAAGAUGGCAGUUGGCGCAUGUGCAUAGACAGUAGGGCCAUUAACAAAAUCACAGUUAAGUAUCGAUUUCCUAUCCCUCGCCUGAAGGAUAUGCUAGACAUGCUGUCAAGGUCCAAAAUCUUUUCAAAGAUUGACUUAAGAAGUGGAUACCAUCAGAUUCGAAUUCGACCAGGGGAUGAGUGGAAAACUGCUUUUAAAACAAAGGAGGGUUUAUACGAAUGGUUGGGAAUGCCCUUUGGACUAACCAAUGCCCCGACCAAAGAAGGUAGACCCAUUGCAUUCUAUAGCAAAAAACUUAAUGCAACUCGCCAGAAAUGGUCUACAUAUGAACUUGAACUAUAUGCUGUGUUUCGGGCUUUAAAGGUCGAGCAACUUAAUAAAGUAGCUAACGCUCUGAGCAGAAGAGUAGCAUUACUUCUAACCAUGCGGGCUGAAAUUAUUGGUUUUGACUAUCUUAAAGAGUUGUAUGCUGAAGAUGAAGACUUUGGAAAUAGCUGGGCACAAUGUCUACAGGGGUUCCCUCACAAGGGAAUGCAUAUUCAAGAAGGUUUGGGUGGUCAUUUAGGGCGUGAUAAAACCGUGGCCUUGGCAGAGGAAAGAUAUUACUGGCCCCAACUAAAGAGAGACAUUAGAAACCAUGUCAAACGCUGCCCUACAUGCCAGUGUGGUGUUGAUUCUGUCUUUGUAGUAGUGGAUAAAUACUCUAAAAUGGCCCAUUUUAUCGCAUGCAAAAAAACUUUUGAUGCCGUGCAUGUCGCUAACUUGUUCUUCAAAGAGAUCAUUCGCCUACACGGAGUCCCUAAAUCAAUCACUUCUGAUCGGGACACAAAAUUUUUAAGUCAUUUCUGGAGAACCUUAUGGCGGCAAUUUGACACAUCUCUGAACUUUAGCAGCACCAGCCACCCUCAAAGUGAUGGCCAAACGGAAAUGGUGAAUCGAACUCUUGGAAAUUUAAUCCGUUGUCUUUAUGGUGAGAAGCCUAAGCAAUGGGAUCUAACAUUGGCACAGGCUAAGUUUGCCUAUAACAGCAUGAUAAACAGGUCCUCUGGAAAACCCCCCUUCCAAAUUGUCUACUGCCAACCUCCACAACAUGCACUAGACUUGGCACCGCUGCCCAAACUUCCUGGUAUGAGCAUCGCAGCAGAGCAUAUGGCUGAUCGAAUCAAAGCUAUUCAGGGGGAGGUGCGGACGAACCUAGAAAAAUCUAAUGCCAGGUACAAGGCCGCAGCAGAUCGCAAGCGGCGAGCUAAAGAUUUUCAGGUAGGAGAUCUCGUGAUGGUGUAUCUACGCAAAGGGCGAGUGCCAGCAAGGACGUAUAACAAGUUGAACGAUAAGAAGCAUGGUCCUUUCCAGAUUCUGUAG
This is a messenger RNA of Populus euphratica (Euphrates poplar), 3081 nucleotides long. RefSeq lists its product as uncharacterized. The transcript is spliced from 9 exons. Gene Ontology annotation, biological process: DNA integration. Bases 1 to 3081 code for a protein of 1026 amino acids. Gene Ontology annotation, molecular function: zinc ion binding; nucleic acid binding. NCBI's taxonomy places the organism in Eukaryota, Viridiplantae, Streptophyta, Magnoliopsida, Malpighiales, Salicaceae. The record is from RefSeq and is a predicted model, not a curated record.